Molecule: messenger RNA, 634 nt
Organism: Trichomycterus rosablanca
Lineage: Eukaryota; Metazoa; Chordata; Actinopteri; Siluriformes; Trichomycteridae
Gene: mrpl33
Product: mitochondrial ribosomal protein L33
Exons: 4
Coding region: 82-279 (65 amino acids)
Biological process (GO): translation
Cellular component (GO): mitochondrion; ribosome
Molecular function (GO): structural constituent of ribosome
Source: RefSeq, a predicted model, not a curated record
UAGUGUUUAUUGCGGAAGUUGUAGUAACCGCUCUCAAUGUGACAUUACAGGAGCAUUUCAGCAUAUAAACAUUGGGUUACGAUGUUUCUCACCGCUGUUAAUCUUGCCAAGAGCAAGUCUAAGACAGUGUUGGUGCAGAUGAUGAGCGCUGCAGGGACGGGUUACUGCUUCAACACCAAAAGAGGACGACUCCGGGAAAAACUGGUGCUGAGAAAACACGACCCAAUAGUAAAUAAACAUGUUCUAUUCCUGGAGAAGAAGAAGAUCCGAUCUCUUUAAGCAUGGACCCAGCAGUGGAAUUUGUUGAAAUUGAGAAUGGGGAAAAUAUAUUGCAUUGUUUAAAGACCAGAUAAGAGUAUGAAGAAAGCCAAACCCACCGAGGAUAAGUCUGAGAAUGACAUGGUCAUACUGAAGGGACAAUGUAAUGAAGUGAGGAAUGGACUGUCAGGCAUUGCCCAAGUGACUAAUAUUUAAUUUAAGAUCCACCGGUGGUGGUGGCCUCAGAGAGAUAAAUACAUUCACACUUUUCUAACACAGAAAAACAUUGACCAUUACAUUGUUGUUGCACUGUAAAUGUAAUGACCAUAAUGGCCAUUUUCCAUUUUUUGUUAAUAAACUAAAUAAGUGUAAAUCA